This is a messenger RNA of Dendrobium catenatum, 2146 nucleotides long. RefSeq names its product repetitive proline-rich cell wall protein 2. The record is from RefSeq and is a predicted model, not a curated record. The transcript is spliced from 2 exons. Bases 226 to 1914 code for a protein of 562 amino acids. Lineage: Eukaryota; Viridiplantae; Streptophyta; Magnoliopsida; Asparagales; Orchidaceae.
UCUCUCCUCAUGCAUGUGAAGCCUUUAAGAGCUCUGUCGGCGAGGCCAUCACAGACUUCUUCUCUCUCUUUUUCCUCAACAUUUAUCACUCUCUCACUCUCUCUCUCUCUCUUCUGUUAUAUAUAUAUAUAUAGCCGUUUGAAGAUACUUCAGUGAUUCAUCAAGGUAGAAGCCUUGAGCUUCUUCUACGUUUCUCUUCUUUUAUCUGUCAGGUUUGGCUCCGAUAUGGGGCCUCAAAGGCACCGGAGCCGAAGCCUGCUCUUAGGCUUCUUUGCUCUUCUUCUUUCCCCCACCUUCUGCCUUUCUUUAACUACUGAGAGUUCUGCUGUUAUUGGCUCUGUGGAGUGUCUUGACUGUGCUACAAAGAGCUUGAACACAGAAGAAAUUUAUAAAGGUCUGAAAGUAACAAUCAAAUGCAAAACAAGCAACCCCAAUGAAUACAAAACCAAAGCCACAUCAAACCUCAACAAAGAUGGCACCUUCCACAUUCAUCUCCCCACACAUCUUCGUGUCGUCGGCGACUGCACCGCUCAGCUUCAUGACUCAUCAAAUAAACCAUGUAGCCAUGGCGACGCUGAUGAGCCCUCGAAGCUUAUCGACAAUGGUGAUGGCACCUCUGUUGUUGCCGCCGGCAAGCUUCGAUUCUCGUCGGCAACGUGCUCGUCAAAGCUGUUUUGGCCCCUGCCUCCACUACCCACAUGGCACCCCAUACACAAAUAUUUCCCUUGGCAUAAGCCAAUCCUAUCUUUUCCUCCAUUACCGCCUAAACCGCCGAUCUACAAGCCACCUAUAGUCAUACCGCCAAUCUACAAGCCACCUAUAGUCAUACCGCCAAUCUACAAGCCACCUAUAGUCAUACCACCAAUCCACAAGCCACCAAUCUAUAAGCCGCCAAUCUACAAGCCACCUAUAGUCAUACCACCAAUCCACAAGCCACCAAUCUAUAAGCCGCCGAUCUACAAACCACCAAUCAUCAAGCCACCUCCUAUUGUCAUACCACCAAUAGUGAAGCCGCCAAUCAUCAAACCACCACCUAUUGUCAAGCCCCCGAUUUACAAGCCACCAAUCAUCAAACCACCACCAAUCGUCAAGCCCCCAAUUUACAAGCCACCAAUCAUCAAACCACCACCUAUCGUCAAGCCCCCAAUCUACAAGCCACCGAUCAUCAAACCACCACCUAUCAUCAAGCCACCAAUUGUCAAGCCACCGAUCAUCAAGCCGCCACCUAUUGUCAAGCCACCAAUCUAUAAGCCACCUCCAAUUGUUAAGCCACCAAUCAUCAAGCCACCUCCAAUUGUUAAGCCUCCUAUCAUCAAGCCACCAAUAGUGAUACCGCCCAUUGUCAAGCCACCUAUUGUCAAGCCACCGCCAAUAGUGAUACCGCCCAUUGUCAAGCCACCUAUUGUUAAGCCACCAAUAGUGAUACCGCCCAUUGUCAAGCCACCAAUCUACAAGCCACCACCAAUAGUGAUACCGCCCAUUGUCAAGCCACCUAUUGUCAAGCCACCGCCAAUAGUUAUACCGCCAAUAUACAAACCACCCAUUGUCAAGCCACCUCCGAUAGUAAUACCACCAAUCUACAAACCACCCAUUGUCAAGCCGCCUCCGAUAGUAAUACCACCAAUCUACAAACCCCCCUUUGUCAAGCCACCGAUAGUAAUACCGCCAAUCUAUAAGCCGCCAAUUUACACAAAGCCAUUUCCCCCGCAUCCGAAGUUCCCCCCAAUUUACAAGAAACCUUUGCCUCCAUGGCCAAAGUUUCCUCCCAUCUACAAGAAGCCAUUGCCUCCAUUUCCAGUGUUUCCACCUACUUAUAAGAAGCCAUGGCCUCCUCUACCGAAAUUCCCACCUCACCAUGGCUGGCCUCCACUUCCUCCUUUCUUUCCUCCUGCAAAAGUGAAUUCUAAACGUUGAAGCUCCUGAUCAUGAAAGCUCAUCUUCUUAUUUGUUAUUAUUGAUUUCCAAUAAAAUAAGCUUUAGCUUUGGGAGGAUUGUGUUUGCUAAGAGUCGAAGAGGAGUGCGUAUUAGCAACUAUUGUGUGCUUGAAUAUUUUAUGCUAUGAUUUCUCUCUCUCUCUCUCUCAUGUAUAUUGUAUUACUUGAUGAAAAUUAUAGUAAUGCGAAGGUAUCUUUUAAAUCUUGUAAUA